AUGAGUGACAGUAGUGAGGAUUCUAGUAAGUCCAUUGAAUGCGAAAAGGAGAAGGAGAUUGUUGAAGCCAAGAAAGAGGAGAAGAAAGCUAAAAAAGAAAAGAAAGAGAAAAGGAGAAGAAACACCAUCACAAACAUCAUAA
Molecule: messenger RNA, 142 nt
Organism: Entamoeba invadens IP1
Lineage: Eukaryota; Evosea; Mastigamoebida; Endamoebidae
Exons: 1
Source: RefSeq, a predicted model, not a curated record